AUGAAAGAAGAGAUUGCAGCAACAGUGUUUUUCAUUGCGAGGCUGGCAAAGAAAAAUGGUAAACUGGAUUGUGUUCGCAGAGAGAAAUUUGCUGUGGAACUCACUGCAGUACUCUUUGAAAAUUACAAAAGCCAUUGGUACCCAGAAAACCCAUCCAAAGGGCAAGCUUAUCGGUGCCUAAGGGUGAACAGGGCUCAAAUGAGGGACCCAAUUAUUGAGCGUGCUUGCUGCCAGAGUGAUAUUAUUUAUGAAGAUCUUGGGUUACCAAAGGAAAUGACAAUUUGGGUUGAUCCUGGAGAGGUGGCAUGCCGGUAUGGUGAGAAGUCGACCCCAUUUUGUGUGACCCAAAUGGAGAGUCAGAAAAGAGAUGGGGAGUUCUCUCGUAGGAUAAACAAUGCAGUGGAAAGGGCUUCAUCAGACUACCACUCGGGCACCUCCUCUGAUGAGGAGGGAGGCAACACCAGCAUAAGUACCAGCAUGAGUUGCAGCAUGAGUAGCAGCAAUGGCAGCAGCAGUCUUUUGGUUCCAGAGCCAAAAUGCAUCCCCACGGUGUCCAACCCCAAUAGUAUCUACCAGUCCAGUGAAUUUGGGCAACCUCCCGCCAUGCAGAGCUGGGUUUCAUACAAUAAUCGGAAACCUUAUGCUGCUGAGGGCUACCUCUCCUCUGGUGGGCCAUACCAGUCUCAUAAGAGCUUCAAGAGCUACAGGCCUUCCUAUGCGUUCUCUGGUCCAAGGGUGGACCGAUACCACUGGGUCAGCAAGAACCGCUCUUAA
Molecule: messenger RNA, 774 nt
Organism: Myxocyprinus asiaticus (Chinese sucker)
Lineage: Eukaryota; Metazoa; Chordata; Actinopteri; Cypriniformes; Catostomidae
Product: maternal B9.15 protein-like
Exons: 4
Coding region: 1-774 (257 amino acids)
Biological process (GO): negative regulation of mitotic cell cycle; negative regulation of cell population proliferation
Cellular component (GO): nucleus; cytoplasm
Source: RefSeq, a predicted model, not a curated record